Molecule: messenger RNA, 1944 nt
Organism: Pararge aegeria (speckled wood butterfly)
Lineage: Eukaryota; Metazoa; Arthropoda; Insecta; Lepidoptera; Nymphalidae
Exons: 2
Coding region: 192-881 (229 amino acids)
Source: RefSeq, a predicted model, not a curated record
CUUCUUCAUCUACAAGACAUUGGCGAAGUACCUUGUGCCCAGUUGGCACAGACAAAAGCCAUAAACAAGAAUUGAAUUGAAUUGAACCCAGUAUAUAAAAAGUGUUCAGCGAUUGUAUCUGCACAUGAAACAAUCUUGAAUCUUGGUAAAUACUACAUUCGAAUUCAGAACUCAAAUAUUGGUUUGUGAAAAUGAGUGUGUAUCAAAAUAAUACCGAAGCAUUAUCCCAAUAUAUCCAGUCGAUAGUGAAAAUAGAAGAACUCCAAAAAAUGACGGAGGAUCUGGACAAAGAACUGGAAGAUUCACAAAGGAUAAUGUCGGAGAUCAAAUCUAUCUUCAGCACUGUUCCAAAUGGACAGAACACACCACAGCUUAAUUCUGAGUUGAGGCGUGAGCAGUUGGCGAGCUUUCUUGCCGCGGAUGGACCCCAAAUGUUAAUGGACGACAUGGCAGAAGCAGUCGACGUAGACAUCGAAACCAUAUUAGCUGGUAUAAAAAGUCACGCGGAAGUUUUGAAAAGAAACAUCUUACCUCCAGAGCCGCAGCAGGAGCUUCCUGUUAGACCAAUUGAGAAUUUAAAUUUGGAACAGGUUUCCGCAAGCUUAGAUGAGCUCUCGAAACGCUUGGCGAACAUAAAACUGAAUAAAGCCAUUAGACACAACAGGAAUACAGUAUUGGAAAUGAAAUUGGGAAUGUUGUGCGAGGAUGUCAAUAAUUUAACCCAGGCUAUUCAAACUAAAUCAAUGUUAACUGAGGCAAACCAGGCAUCUGGGAAUUCAAAUCAAUUGGACGGUGCAACAGCACUUUGCUAUGACAACUUGAUUAUAAAACUGUUGCACAGUGUCAAUGAGGCAACGUACAUUAUGAAAAGUAAUAAUUAACAUGAAUCUAUAUAAAAUAUUUGAUUUGACAUAUUGUCUCUUUAUGCUUGUAUUCUUUGUAUUUUCUCAUAAUUUAUUCUUAAACUAUGUGUGUCAAUGAAUGUCUGUGUAUGUGGUGUGACUUAGUUAUUAAGAUGAAAAGAAUUUCCCAUUCAUGUGGGCAAAAUACAAUGUGACCAUACAGGUGCCCUGUAGGUGAAAUUAAGUGGUCUUCCCAAUUGAAGCUUUUAUUUAAGUACAUAGGUACUUCUAGAGUUAAAUCACAUUGGAAUCAUUGUAUAAUUCAAAACAGUGUAGUGUAUAAAAUCUUCAAUUAAUUUUGUCUAUUUAGUUGAAAAUAUUAAUUUUUACCUACUUUUGUUAUUAUUAAGCAUGAACAUUUUAUUAAGGUUUUUUUUUACUUUAGUUAUGUUUGUUUAUAUUGGUACAGUAACAGUUUUAAUAAAAUUAGGGCAAUCCACUACUGUGUCCUCACAUUUCAAAUGAAGUGAUUUUUAUAAAAAAUAUAUUGUAACAACCUUCAAACACCAUAUCAACUGGCACUUAAAUUAUAGCAUUGGAAUCUGAUCUUUAUGAACCAAUUAUUACAAUAGGGAUUAAACUUGUCACUGUCCUCUAUUAUAUAUUUAUUUUAAAUAUAGUACACAAAAACAUGUAGUGCAUGUCAAUUACAAGUGCACUUAUUAGCAUUUACAAGCAUCAAAAAAGCUUCAUUUGAUUUGUCAUAUUAUUAAAAAAAUUAAAAUUGAAUGUCACAUUUAAUUUUUAGUUAAUUUAUUCAGAAGCACAAUCAUGAAGAAAGUCUGAAGCCAACCAAUUAUAAUACAUCUAGCUUAUUUAAUAUAGCUGUUAUUUUUGAGAAAAUUGCAAUGCAAAAAGCAGGUUUUACUAAUGUCCUAUUAUAUAAAGCUUAUAUUCCAAUGCAUUAAUUUAGGUUUUUAAGUUGAGCCUGUUUGAUUCAAUAUAGAAUACAAGGGCCCAUAGCCCAGGUAUUUUGGUGAUUAAUUAUUAUAUUUUGGUAAUUUUCUUAAUAUUAAUUGUAGUAGUAAUAAUACAUUUAUCC